GCAUCCAAGAUGAGUGGUCCUGGCGAGAAUCGCUGGCGACGGCAGGGUCAAGCCAACCGCAACUCAGGCGCAAGCACCCCCACCAAGGACGCUGGUGGCCGCCCGCAGUCCAUGGCCGCACCUGCGGGCAAUGUCUGGGGAACCAAGCAGGCAAAAGCCUCGGGGCCUGGCCCGGCUGCACAAGCUCAGGCCCAGCCCGAGCACCAUGUGCCUGUCAAGGACUUCAACGCCAACGAGGUCAAGGAAUUCCUCAAGAAGAAAUACCUCGAGAGUACCGCCAACCAGCCAGCGGUAUAUCACAAGGUCCCGGGUGACUCGGUGUCGAACAGGAGCAGCGGAGCAUGGGGCAAAGGCGGCACCAUGCCGCAUCUCAUGACGACGGGGCAAGACUUCUUCACGCAGCUCAAGAAGCAGCUGGCGACGCUGGACCAGACCAAAGCAGCGCAGUAGCUGCAAACAGGCCAUGAUUGUUUCAGCGGCAUUCGGGUAGGCAUUGCAGGCGUUCUUGGGCAUGGGUUUCUGGGCGGCUACAUGGCAGCACCUUGCAGGAGCAUGGUACGGCUUUGAGGG
Bipolaris maydis ATCC 48331 is the source of this 570-nucleotide messenger RNA. RefSeq lists its product as uncharacterized. Lineage: Eukaryota; Fungi; Ascomycota; Dothideomycetes; Pleosporales; Pleosporaceae. The record is from RefSeq and is a predicted model, not a curated record.